This is a messenger RNA of Python bivittatus (Burmese python), 1419 nucleotides long. RefSeq names its product LSM10, U7 small nuclear RNA associated (gene LSM10). Gene Ontology annotation, biological process: mRNA 3'-end processing by stem-loop binding and cleavage. Gene Ontology annotation, cellular component: cytoplasmic U snRNP body; nuclear body. Lineage: Eukaryota; Metazoa; Chordata; Lepidosauria; Squamata; Pythonidae. Gene Ontology annotation, molecular function: U7 snRNA binding; histone pre-mRNA DCP binding. The record is from RefSeq and is a predicted model, not a curated record.
GAGAUCAGCCACUCGGUGAAGGAGCGCACCAUCUCGGAGAACAGCCUGGUGCUGCUGCUGCAGGGCCUGCACAGCCGCGUCACCACCGUGGAGCUCCGCGACGAGAGCGUGGCCGUGGGCCGCGUCAUCAACGUGGACGCCUUCAUGAACGUGCGCCUGGGCGAGGCCACCUUCACCGACCGCCACGGCCGCGCCUCCCGGCUGCAGGACCUCUUCGUGACCGGCAGGAACGUCCGCUACGUCCACAUCCCCGACGAGGUGGACAUCCGGGCCACGAUCGAGCGGCAGCUGCAGCUCAUCCACCGCGUCCGCACCUUCGGCGGCCGAGGCAAGGGCAGGACCGAGUUCCUCCGGCCGAAGCCAAAGGGCGAGUGACGCGCGGCGGCCUGCGCUGGAAACCUGCCCGCCGAGCCGAGCCGCUCCCGGACCGGUUCAAAGGGGGGCCGGACGCCGCGGUCUGCCGGUGAGAACGGGGUCCCGAGAGCCCGCGCCCCGAACUGCCUUUCCCCUCAAGAGUAAACUAGCGAGCCCCAAGAUCCGGACGUCCUGUCGAAGCGCCGCUCUGCGUGCUGGACACCGUCGGAUUGCCUCCCUUCAGCCGGAACGUGCAGAAAACUGAUUUUGGGUUGGAUUUUCUGGAGAUUUUUGUGCUAGUCUGUUUUGUUUACAAAAUAAGUAAAACUUGGUAAUCAGUGUCCUAUUUUGGGGAUAACUAGACACACAAAAGUGAAAUAAAGGGGAUUCCAGGGCAGGGUGUUCCUCACAUUACUUCUAUGCCGCCUUAUGGUCCUCGGCCUGUUAAAAAAACUGAUUAAGAAUAAUAUGAGACUCUGACAACAAAACCAUGCCCUGCUCCUGCAUAACAUCCGAAGGCCGAGUUUGCACAACACACUAGUCCCGGCAAAAACAGGUGUAGGUGGUGCGUGAUGGUUUGUAAUUCAGUAAGUUGUAGGAAUACCGUUACAUUAGGCCAUAAUAUGUUGAUUUGUUGGACUAUAAUAUUUUGUUAACCUGAGUUAAGGUUUGCUGCAUUGGGUCAACCAAGCCACAGCCUGUCCAUUGGCAGUAGAUUGCUGCAGUAAGAAAGGAGAUGAAUAUUCUGCUUGCAGAUUGAGUCUGUCAUUGAGUCAGGCCCCAUCUUCUGCCCACCAUUGCUGCUGUACAGUUUCUGUUUUGGGAGCAGCUACCUGAGUCGUCUAGGUCUUCUUUUCAAUAAAUGGAGAAAGACAGCUGUAGUCCUAGCUGCUUUUCAUGCCAGUAAUCAUAGAAUUGGAAGGAACUUUAGAAUGUAUUUUGCCCACCCCACCCCCAGCUCAGUGCAAACUCCGCUAGAGCAUCUCUAGAGGGAGACACUUCCUGUGAGACUCUGCUCGUUAAUGUGUUCCAAGACAGCAUUUGCCCCCCCCCUUUUUUUUUUUU